Messenger RNA from Pyricularia grisea, 2290 nucleotides. RefSeq lists its product as uncharacterized. The record is from RefSeq and is a predicted model, not a curated record. Lineage: Eukaryota; Fungi; Ascomycota; Sordariomycetes; Magnaporthales; Pyriculariaceae. Gene Ontology annotation, molecular function: FAD binding; oxidoreductase activity. The transcript is spliced from 4 exons. The coding region runs from base 79 to 1983 and encodes 634 amino acids.
AGCAGCCACGCUUUUCCCCUUGUGUGCGCACUCAUCAUACGACUUUCUCCUAUUUCGCCAUCAAAAAGUCAAGUCGCGAUGGUCCGGACUAUCUUCAAAAAAAUUGGCUCCCUUGCUACCGUUUUCUUAGGCCUGAGACAAGUCUCUGGUUCUUUGGUCAAGCGAGAAGCGCCGCUGUUCGAAUGGGAGUCUGUCCACCUGACACGAUCGAGGCUAGACGCUCUCGAGGCCACCGACGAUGCUGCCCUGUUCUCGUUCUAUCACAAGGCCAAGCGUGCAGGUGGAUCGGGAGAGUGUAAAGUCUUUCCAGGAGAUUUCGAUUAUCCAAGCCAGGAGAUAUGGGAUAAGUUUGACUCUAUGACGGGCGGUGCUCUGAUCAAGACUAUACCCCUGGCUGCCGCUUGCGAUCCCGAAUGGCCGCAGUAUGACCCAGUUGAAUGCCAACGGGUAGAGGAUACCUGGAUAAAUCCUAACCUGCACGUCUCACAUCCAACCUCGGCCGUCUGGCCACUCUACCAAGGCCUCACCUGCCUACCGACUGGACACAGCAUCGGGAAUGACACAUGCACCCUGGGCGGGUAUGCUUCCUACUCGGUCAAUGUCAGCAGCGUGGAGCAUAUCCAGCUGGCUAUGAAAUUUGCGCGCGACACCAACAUGCGGCUUGUGGUCAAGAACACCGGACACGACUUUGCUGCCAAGUCUGUGGGAGCGGGUGCCUUGUCCAUAUGGACGCAUAACCUGGAUGAUAUUGUUUUUAUGAGGGACUUUGACUAUGGAGAUUACCAGGGACCGGCCUUCAAACUCGGUGCUGGCGUCAUGGUGUACCAGAUCUACGAGGCAGCCGAGAAGGAGGGAGUCUCGGUUGUGGGUGGGCUGUGUUGGACAGUCGGAGUCGCAGGGGGCUACACCGCCGGAGGUGGACACUCCAUGUUGACCAGCAUGUACGGAAUGGGAGCAGACCAGGUGCUCUCCAUGGAAGUCGUCCUACCCAACGGCACAUUCACCACCGCCAGCCAGACCCAAAACCCCGAGCUCUUCUGGGCCCUCCGUGGUGGCGGUGGAGGCACCUUUGGUGUGGUGACAUCCAUCAUCGUCGUGGCCCAUCCAAAACUGACCGUCACCACAAUGACAUUCACCGUCUCUACCGGCCCAGAUCUCCCACGCGACACCUUCUGGGCCGGCAUCCAAGCCUUCAUGUCACACUACGUCGAGUUCGCCGACGCAGGAACCAUGAGCUACUUCUUCAUGACCAAAGACCUUACCACCGGCGUCACCUCCUUCAUCCUCCAACCCUUCUGGGGCGCCAACCACACCCGCGCCCAGCUCGAGACCCUGGUUGCCCCGUGGCUCGCCGACCUUGCCGACCUCAACAUCACCGUCACUCCCAACAUCACCGAGUUUCCAAGCGUCCACACUGCCUGGGUGGCAAACUUCCCGCUCGACGAGGUCGGCCGCACGAGCGGCCACGCCGGGUCGCGGCUCCUCCCGCGCGCCAACUUUGCCGACGGGGACAAGCUCAGCGCCACGGCGGCGGCGGUGCGGCACGCCGUCGAGUCGGGCGCGUUCCUCGUCGGGUACAACAUCAAGGUCGGGGGCGUCUCCGUCGCCGGCCCCAACGCCGUCAACCCGGCCUACCGCGCCGCGUACGGGUUUUUCAUACUGGGAACCAACUGGGUGGGGAGCGGGGAUGAGUUUUGGGAGGCCAACGCGCGCGCCAGCGAGGUGCUGACGACGGAUUGGGUCGCGGGCCUGAGGGAGGCGAGUCCCGGGUCCGGGACGUAUCUGAGCGAGAGCGACAUCAACGAGCCGGACUGGCAGGUCUCGUUCUGGGGUGAGAAUUACGGUAGGCUGUUGGAGCUGAAGAGGGAGCUGGAUCCGGAUGGGUUGUUUUACGUUCCUCAGGGGGUUGGGUCGGAGGAGUGGACUGUGACGGGCCAGAGGGAGUGGGUUCCCACGCAGAACGGAAGGCUUUGUCGAGUGUAAUUUGCGCUCCAAUGGGCGUAUUGGUGUUCAGUGUCCGGUUCUUGUGAAAUGACAAACUUUGUUGUUUGCAGCUGACAUGCUUUUUAGAGAUAUGCAACUAAGCACGGACAAUGAACAAAGCAGUCCCUCACAUGCCCAACCGAAGGGAUCACGAGAGAAAAAUCGGCGCCAAUUGAUGUUGUGUUUUUAUGAAUUCUAAAGAGGAGAAAACCCGGCAUGUUUUGCGCCAGCAAGCCAAGUAAUGGCUUUUCUGCGGAUUCAGAAGAUACGUUUCUGCUGUAGACUAGGUAAAAGAAAUGAACAAGAC